AUGAAUAUAGCUGCAAACCCGCAUGAAACCAAUGCAAGACCUGACAUCUGCAUCCUGGAGGAAGCCCCAGGCUCACUUGUCUGGGCAGCAGCAGAUCCAGUACUUGUUGAGGCGCUUUGCGUAUUCGAAGUAGACGUUUGCAUCCCAGACGAAUUAGAUAAUGUGGUGCUGUCGAUAUUGGAGCUGCUGAUACUCCCGGUACUGCUAAUGGUACUGGUGCUGAUAGUGCUCUCCUCUGAGCUGGAUGUCGACUCAGUCGUCGUCACGCUGGUAGAUGUGAAGUCGGAGGCAGUUGUCGAAGACGUCGAUCCCGUGGAUGGCAUUAGUCUCGUCAACAAGCUUGACGCAGGCGGAAGCGUCGAGCUUGAGCCCUUUGCGCAAUACCCAUACUUGCCAUUGUUCAUGCAAGUCUCCCCCUGCUCGCAGUAG
Molecule: messenger RNA, 429 nt
Organism: Clonostachys rhizophaga
Lineage: Eukaryota; Fungi; Ascomycota; Sordariomycetes; Hypocreales; Bionectriaceae
Source: the annotation of a GenBank genome assembly